This is a messenger RNA of Physcomitrium patens, 1274 nucleotides long. RefSeq lists its product as uncharacterized. Lineage: Eukaryota; Viridiplantae; Streptophyta; Bryopsida; Funariales; Funariaceae. The record is from RefSeq and is a predicted model, not a curated record.
GAGCAGUAGGGCUAUGGAGGCUAGGGAUGCAACUGAGUGCCGCACUGCGGCUGAAGCUCGAAGAAAGCCUCGCGCCUCUCCUGAGCUCUCUUCGUGGAUCUCUGUUUCCGCCAUUUUCUACACACUGCCCUCCUGUUUCUGGUGGGCUUUGAUUAGCUGUUACUUUUAGGUUCUUGGAUUUUGGGUGUCAGGUUUCGAAGCUCGAACGAGAUUCUUCAAUACGGCGCUGUCUAUUCGAUUGACUUGCGGCGGGGGUUACUUUCGCUGAACCUCUGGAAGGAUCGAAGUGGGAGUUUCGGAAGACAUAAGAGGUUCAAGAUGAACAAGUUCAAUCUUCCGCGGAGGAAUAUUCAGAAGGAGAGGCGACAGAAGCGGGCGGAGCGGAAAAAAGCGAAGCUUACCUCCGCGGCUUCGAGGGUGUCGUGCGCAGAUGACUCCUGCUGUGCCUCCACCGCUGUUUCUUUGAAGGUGUCGACCGUGAAUGCUCACUCUGGUUACCUUUCUGGGAAGAAGAAGGCCAAGCUUAUGAAGAAGUGGAGACGAGCGCAGAAGGAGGCUCUUCAGUCAGGACUAGUCACCAUUGAAGACGUCGAGAUGAUGAUUGCUGACGAUGAAGGUUCGGCGGACCAACAGGAGCUGCAGCCAAAGUUGCCGAAAGCUGCACGAGCUUUCUCCAUGAAGAAGCGCGCUAAGCUAAGGCCGAAGAUCUUUUCAUCUAAAGAAGUAGCUCCCGCUAGUUCUGUCGCGGGUGCUGAAGGUGGUGAGGAUGCAAUGCUGCAAUAAGAGAACUGAUUAAGGUUCGAGUGCGGGGCUUUUGUGUUCGAUUGUAAACCUACACAUCCUAUCUUUAGGGUUGCAUGGGGAGGUUUUUGUGGUAGACAUCAGCAGGACAAUUUAGUUCCAGACGUCAGCUGUGGCUUGAGUCGAUCUCCUUCGCUGAGGUUUCCUGUUCGACAGAAUCGAGUUCAAAUGCUGUCAGUUUUCGUCUCUGUUCUUCCCUAGAAGUAGCGUCAGUUUGCUGAACCAAAUGCAACUGACACUGUGAUAUCGUAACUUUCAGCCUAGAACACAAAAGGUCCUAGUUUCUUCUUGUUAGAGUUUGGGUGCUCUGCUUCUGGGGCUGAAUGAAUUGGCAAUGUUGGAGGUGGAGCUUUCACUUUGCUUUCAGAGAUUAGAUUUGCAUUGUUGACAAUCAUAAAAUGCUAAUCACAGAUUCGAGAAGCCUUCUUUCCAAGAUUAUUACUUCAUGAAAUCUCAUUUCAUCAGAGUUAUCA